CUGAAAGCCUGAAGAGCAGAUCUGAGAGAGAGAGACAGAGAGAGAGACGCUCAUAUGAGGCAGAGCAGAUAAACUCCAGCAGUCUGUCUGUCUGUCUGUCUGCAGGAUUUCUCUUCUCCUCCAGGUUUUGUGGGGAUCUUCAGGUCCAGGUGCGACACACACACGCCUCGCGAGCGCCGCGCGGUCCGGUGCAGCUGAGGAUGAUGAAGAUGAAGAUGAUGAUGAAGACUCACCGGAUCACCGGAGUCGCGCCGCUGAUCGUUUUAUUGCUGCUGCACGCGACACGAGCAGCCAAUCACAUCGAUGUGCUGAAGAUUCUGGACCUAUCAGAUUCCAUGGAGGGCGUGUCCUUGGAGGCGGGGCUGUGCACAAGUAGGCGGGGCUCAGAGGAGGCGGAUCUCGCUUAUAAGAUUGAGAAGAAAAUUCAAGUUAGUGUUCCGACCAAUCAGCUCUUCCCAGACGCUGCGUUCCCGGAGGAUUUCUCGGUGCUGGUGACGGUCCGAGCGCGGCGCGGCGCUCAGUGUUUUCUGCUGUCGGUGUAUGACAGCGAGGGAGUGCAGCAGCUGGGCCUGGAGCUCGGACGCUCGCCCGUCUUCCUCUAUGAGGACCACAACGGCCAGCCGACCCCUGACCUCUACCCCAUCUUCAAGAAGAUCAACCUCGCCGACGGCAAGUGGCACAGAGUGGCCUACAGCGUGGAAGGUCAGAAGGUCACGCUGUACCUGGACUGUCAGAAAGUGGCGACCCUUGACCUCCCCAGAGGCCCCGAGCCUAAGGUCAGCACAGACGGAGUGACGGUGUUCGGGACGAGACUCCUGGAUGAAGAAGUGUUUGAGGGUGAGAUCCAGCAGCUGUUAAUCGCUCCAGACCCCAGAGCUGCUGCCGAUUACUGCCACACCCACAUUCCUGACUGUGACUCCGCCCUCACCUACAACAGCCUAUCACUGGACCCCGUGGAGGUCAAGAAGCCGCCGAGGAAGCCAAUCGAAGAGGAGUUCGACGAUGACCUUUACAAUGACCUUUACAGUGACCUGUCGGUGUCGACUGCGGGAGACAACGUCACCGAGUACGAGAUGGUGGAGUACGAGGACACUGAGAACGAGACGGAGUAUUUUAAGGAGUACACAGAGUAUCAGGAGUAUGAGGAUUACGAGUACCGUCCGGCGGAGAGACAGGAGCAGUUCUUCAGCGGUCAGGCUCUCGGUCCAGAGAAGGGUCAGAAGGGCGAGCCGGCGCUGCUGGGGGAGGGGACGCUGAUCGUGGGACCCACAGGCCUGCCUGGUGCUGAGGGGCCGCCGGGUGAGCCCGGCCCUAUGGGACCCCCGGGGCCGAUCGGAGAUCCAGGAGACCCGGGUCCCGAGGGCCGACAAGGACUUGCAGGGGCCAAUGGGAUACCUGGACCUCCAGGGAACCUGCUGAUGCUGCCGUUUCAGUCUGGCGGUGAUGCUCGUCACGGUCCUGUCAUAUCCGCUCAAGAAGCUCAAGCUCAAGCCAUCCUGCAGCACACUAAGCUCUCUCUGAAAGGCCCGCCGGGACCGUUAGGACUGACCGGACGCCCCGGACCUCUGGGGUCUCCGGGCCCGCGGGGUCUGAAGGGCGAUCAUGGGUUCACAGGACCUCCGGGUCCUCGUGGGUCGCUGGGGGCUCCAGGAUUCAAUGGUAAACCAGGCAAGAGGGGCCGUGGUGGGAUCGACGGAGCCAGAGGUGAACCAGGAGAGACUGGAACUAAAGGUGACAGAGGGUUUGACGGGUUACCGGGUCUGCCUGGAAACAAGGGUCACCGGGGAGAUCAAGGGAAGAAGGGGCCAGUCGGUCCUCCAGGAGGCCCUGGAGAGAAAGGUUCAGAUGGUCAGCCGGGGCCCAGAGGUCAGCCAGGAGAGCCUGGUCUAGCAGGGUUGACGGGUCAGAGAGGUCUUCCUGGUCCUCCAGGACAGCAGGGUAUUCGUGGGGUUGAUGGAGUUCAGGGUUCAAAGGGAAACAUGGGGCCGCCUGGAGAACCUGGAGCUCCAGGACAGCAGGGGAACCCGGGUUUCCAGGGUUUUCCUGGACCUCAGGGACUAGUCGGAUUACCAGGAGAAAAGGGUCCUCAGGGGAAGAAGGGAAUGAAGGGCUUACCUGGUGUCGACGGCCCACCGGGUCAUCCAGGACGAGAGGGGUCGCCUGGAGAGAAAGGCCUGCCGGGUGCAGCAGGUGUUCAGGGGCCUGUGGGAUAUCCUGGACCCAGAGGAGUCAAAGGUGCUGAUGGGCUCAGAGGACUGAAGGGCAGUAAAGGAGAGAAGGGUGAAGAUGGUUUCCCAGGAGCCAAAGGAGAAAUGGGAGCUAAAGGAGACACUGGAGACUCGGGUGCUCUAGGGAUGCGCGGUGAGGACGGUCCCGAGGGCCCCAAAGGGCAGAGUGGUCCCUUGGGUGAACAUGGACCCGCAGGCAUCGCUGGAGAAAAGGGAAAGCUGGGUGUUCCAGGUUUGCCAGGUUACCCAGGCCGUCAGGGCCUGAAGGGUGGUGAUGGUUUUCCAGGUCCUGUCGGCGUUCCAGGAGAAAAGGGGAAGAAGGGUCCACCGGGUCCUGCAGGGGCCGCCGGUCAGAGGGGACCCAAUGGUGCUCGUGGAGGCAGGGGUGCAAGAGGACCCACUGGGAAAUCAGGAGACAAGGGGUCUUCAGGACAUGAUGGCCCUCCAGGGCCCACAGGAGAGAGAGGACCACAAGGGCAUCAGGGACGUGUAGGUGAGGUGGGACCCAAGGGACCCAACGGGCCUGCUGGGAAGGACGGCCUGCCGGGUCAUCCAGGCCAGCGGGGGGAGCCGGGUUUCCAAGGCAAGACGGGUCCUCCAGGACCAGCUGGUGUCGUCGGGCCGCAGGGUAAUUCAGGAGAAACUGGACCGAUGGGGGAGAGAGGACACCCGGGAACCGCAGGACCUGCUGGAGAGCAAGGUUUACCUGGAGCCGCUGGGAAGGAGGGUGCAAAGGGCGACCCUGGAGGUCCAGGUACUUCAGGAAAGAGCGGCCCAGCAGGUCUGAAAGGGUUCCGUGGAAGUCGUGGAGCGCCGGGUGCCAUGGGGCCAGUUGGAUUAAAGGGAGGGGCGGGGCCAAUCGGGCCCCCUGGACCUUCUGGGCCCACAGGUGAACGGGGCCCCCCUGGACUGGCUGGUGCCAUUGGUCAGCCUGGUCGAACUGGAACCAUCGGUGGGCCUGGACCAAUGGGAGAGAAGGGAGAGCCAGGAGAUAAAGGUCUGAUCGGACCCGCAGGACAGGAUGGUGACCAGGGGCCCGUUGGAUUACCAGGAGCUGCUGGCCCUCCAGGACCCCCAGGAGAGGAUGGAGACAAGGGAGAAACAGGGGCUCCAGGGCAGAAAGGCAGCAAAGGAGACAAAGGAGAAUCAGGGCCUCCAGGACCAGCCGGCACUCAGGGGCCAGAGGGGCAGCCGGGAGCACCGGGUGUGGACGGUGAGCCCGGUCCUCCAGGACAGCAGGGCAUGUAUGGACAGAAGGGAGAUGAGGGCCUCAGAGGAUUCAAGGGCUCCAGGGGCCCGGGGGGGCUACAGGGGAUGCCCGGUACUCCAGGAGAAAAAGGAGAGAGCGGGAACUCUGGUCUACUGGGUCCUCCUGGUCAGUUUGGGCCCAGAGGAGCUCAGGGACCCUCUGGUGGACAGGGUCCUCCUGGCCGUCCUGGAGUACGUGGUCAGCCUGGUGGAGUCGGUGAGAAGGGUGAAGAUGGAGAGUCUGGUGAUCCUGGACCUGUUGGUGUUCCUGGCAGUGCGGGCGAGAAAGGUGAGCAGGGUGAGAAAGGAGACACAGGACCACCCGGAGCUGCAGGUUCCCCGGGAGCCAGAGGAGCAUCUGGGGAAGACGGAUCAAAGGGGAACGCGGGUCCUAUUGGUUUUCCUGGAGAUAUGGGUGCUCCUGGAGAGGCAGGUGUUAACGGUAUCGAUGGGACUCCUGGAUCUAAAGGAGACAAUGGCGAUCCAGGCAAAUCGGGCCCUCCAGGACCCUCUGGAGAACCAGGACCACCAGGAAGACCAGGACGCAGGGGUCACUUGGGUCCUCCUGGAAAAGAGGGGCGGCCGGGGCUGAAGGGCAACAAGGGAGCUCCAGGAUACGAAGGCAUCAUGGGAAAGACAGGGCCGGUGGGCGGUCAGGGGAACCCAGGGAAAGCAGGACUUCAGGGGCUUCCAGGAAUCCCUGGACCAGCGGGAGAACAAGGGCUGAAUGGACCCCCAGGUCAAACGGGACCCCCGGGGCCGAUGGGUCCCGCUGGACUGGCAGGACUGAAGGGAGAUUCGGGCAAGAAAGGAGAGAAGGGUCAUGGCGGUCUGAUCGGUUUGAUUGGGCCGCCAGGUGAGUUCGGAGAGAAAGGUGAUCGAGGACUGCCGGGAAACCAGGGGCCGCAGGGAGCCAAAGGAGACGAGGGACCAGUCGGACCUCCAGGACUCAGUGGACCACCGGGAUUACCAGGACUGUCUGGAUCCAUGGGACAGAAAGGGUCUAAAGGAAACCAGGGCCCCAUUGGACCCAGAGGAGAUCCUGGUCCUGCUGGACACCCUGGUCCCCCGGGUCUUCCUGCGGUGGGAAUGGUGGCUCCUCCGGCGCUGGAUGGCCGAGGGAAGCGGAGGAGACAUUCAGAUGUGGAUGGAGCGGCGAUGGAGGACGGACAGAUGCAGGACGAGGAGGCUCCGGGGGAGGAGAAGGACAUGGAGGAGGUGUUUGCGUCUCUGGUCUCCAUGAGGACGGAUGUGGAGGGACUCCGAACACCACUGGGCACCUACCACAGUCCUGCCCGCACCUGCAAAGAGCUGUGGAUGUGCCACCCCGAGUAUCCCGACGGAGUUUACUGGAUUGACCCCAACCAGGGAUGCCACAGAGAUGCGUUUAAAGUGUUCUGCAACUUUACAGCAGAAGGUGAAACAUGUCUCCAGCCGCACAGCAGCGUACAGACGGUCAAAAUGGCUUCGUGGAGCAGAGAGAAACCAGGAACCUGGUUCAGCCAGUUUAAGAAGGGCUCACAGUUCUCUUAUGUGGAUGUGGAUGGAAACCCCGUUCACAUCGUGCAGCUGGGCUUCCUGAAGCUCUUGAGCGCCACGGCUCACCAGAGCUUCACUUACGUGUGUCAGAACUCGGCCGGCUGGUUCGACAGCACCUCCUUCAGCUACAGACACGCGCUGCGCUUCAGAGGCAGCAACGGAGAGGAGCUGACGCAGCAGAACGCACAUUACAUCCAGCCCACGAUCGACGGCUGUCAGUCGCGCUCGGGGCAGGACCGCACCGUUCUGGAGGUGGACUCUGCGCAGUCGGACGCUCUGCCGCUCGUGGACGUGGCCGUGACAGAUUUCGGGAGCGCGAAACAGAAGUUUGGCUUCAGCGUGGGGAAGGUUUGCUUCAACGGCUAGUCAAGAACAGACUUUGACAGUGUAUAUAUUUAUACAUCAGUCCUUCAGCUGCUUGCGUUUGUCUGAGAACAGGAAGUGGUGCUUGAAGGGCGAUCAUGUGACAUGAUGACACCCAUCCGGACGCUCUUGUGUUUGGAUGUUUACAGAGAUCAGACCUCACGGAGAUUCACAGUUAUUUUGUAUUAUUGUUUGAAAGAUGUCGAUGUAUUUUUGUAUUUGUUUGUAUGAAUGUUUCGUAAUCUUGGUGCUACAUGAGGCUGUAUUUUAACUUGUUUACAUGAUGUAAUGAGCUCUAUGUCAAACUGGCAGUGCAUUCUGGGAAAAGAUAUCGCCGCAGCUCCAUCCAGCGGGUCAGGAGUCGUACAGGAUGAGGAUUUAGAUGUCCAUCGGAUUGUUUUUAGUGUUCAAUAUGGAUAGAGAUGUUCUGACUGUGGUUUUGAUAAGUACUGUUUGAGAGGAGAGAUUUAUAAAUAAAAGUAUUACUUAAUAAAAGCACCCGGUUUAGAACGCAUGAUUUACACUGAUUCACACAGACCAGCUCAAGAUUUUAGCGAAUGAAUCAGCAUGUGUGAUUCAUCUGAUAGAAAGGGCAAUUAAAUAUAUCUAGUUUUAUAAAAUGUGCUUUUAUGUGAGUUUCUUAUGAAAACACAUCCAGGUCAAAUUUUUAAAUAUUAUUUAAUAAAGUGUUAUUUUCACAUUACUUUCAUGCCAGUUAAACACAUUUACUCCUCAAA
This is a messenger RNA of Onychostoma macrolepis, 6115 nucleotides long. RefSeq names its product collagen, type V, alpha 3b (gene col5a3b). Gene Ontology annotation, molecular function: extracellular matrix structural constituent. The transcript has 65 exons. The record is from RefSeq and is a predicted model, not a curated record. Lineage: Eukaryota; Metazoa; Chordata; Actinopteri; Cypriniformes; Cyprinidae. Bases 201 to 5381 code for a protein of 1726 amino acids.